CACAGUUAUGUCUUAUGCCAGUAUUGUACCAAUACCAGAGGACCCACACAUGAUCCAGUACUCACAGAAGAGCCUACCACCAUAGUAGCAGGUGCCUCUACUGAAAAAGCCUCAUCUACUGACAACAACACCCUUUCACUAGACAAACCAACUUCAAUAAAUACUAAUAAACACUCUAAUGA
This is a messenger RNA of Dentiscutata heterogama, 182 nucleotides long. NCBI's taxonomy places the organism in Eukaryota, Fungi, Glomeromycota, Glomeromycetes, Diversisporales, Gigasporaceae. The record is from the annotation of a GenBank genome assembly.